Molecule: messenger RNA, 2151 nt
Organism: Microthlaspi erraticum
Lineage: Eukaryota; Viridiplantae; Streptophyta; Magnoliopsida; Brassicales; Brassicaceae
Source: the annotation of a GenBank genome assembly
AUGGGUUGGGGAAGACGACGUAAAGGUCCUUCGACGACAAAUCAAUCAGAAGACAGCAAAGAGAAAGUUGUUAAACCCCUCAAAUCCGAUGUUCCAUUUGAUUCCAACAUCCAAACUCGCACCUAUUCGAAUGUUGAUUUCGAGGAGUAUUACAAGGAGCAACGGAUAGUGAGAACAGAGGAAUGGGAUUCGUUCAUGGAGAUUCUUCGAAAGCCAUUGCCUGCUGCUUUCAGAGUUAAUUCCAAUGGCCAAUUUUGCGAUGAGAUUCGGUCGAUAUUGGAGAAUGAUUUCGUGAAAUCUCUUCAGGCUGAGGCCAUAGAGAGUGGUGAAUUGGAGGCUAUAAAGCCCUUGCCUUGGUACCCUAAGAAACUUGCUUGGCAUUCUAACUUCUCUAGGAAGGAGAUUAGAAAAAAUCAGACUCUUGAGAGGUUUCAUGAGUUUCUAAAGUUAGAAACUGAGGUUGGGAACAUGACCAGGCAAGAAGCUGUUAGCAUGCUACCUCCUCUCUUCCUUGAUGUGCAUCCAGAUCAUUUUGUCCUCGACAUGUGUGCUGCACCUGGUUCCAAAACAUUUCAGCUUCUGGAAAUAAUGCAUGAAUCAUCAGAACCAGGAUCAUCUCUACCUAAUGGAAUGGUGGUGGCGAAUGAUGUUGAUUACAAACGAUCCAACCUUCUUAUUCACCAAACGAAGAGAACCUGUACCACCAACUUGAUGGUCUCUAACAACGAAGGUCAACAUUUCCCUAACAAGAUAGCCUUUGAUCGUGUCCUAUGUGAUGUCCCCUGUAGUGGUGAUGGUACUCUGCGCAAGGCUCCUGACAUAUGGCGAAGAUGGAACUCUGGGUCCGGUAAUGGACUUCAUAGUCUACAGGUUGUCCUUGCCAUGAGAGGUUUAUCUCUGCUAAGAGUUGGUGGGAGAAUGAUAUACUCAACCUGCUCAAUGAACCCAAUUGAAAAUGAAGCUGUUGUUGCUCACAUUCUGAGGAGGUGUGGAUGCUCUGUUGAGCUUGUAGAUGUCUCAGAUAUGCUUCCUCAACUUAUCCGCAGACCAGGUCUCAAGAAAUGGAAGGUGCAUGAUAGAGGUGGCUGGUAUACAUCUUACAAAGACGUUCCGAAAUCGCAGAGAGACGGAGUUUUAAAAAGCAUGUUUCCUUCUGGUAAAAGUGAUAAAGACUAUGAAGAUAUAGCUUCUGAUGAAUCAGCCGAGGAGGAAGUCUGUGAUCUUCCUCUUGAACGCUGUGUGAGGAUACUGCCUCAUGAUCAGAACACUGGAGGAUUUUUCAUCGCAGUCCUUCACAAAGUUUCACCUUUACCAGAGAUUCAGGAGAAACUAAUUCAGAGAAGAAACAGAAACUCAUCUGAGAAACCUCAAGAGAGUGUAGAGGAAAUAGUUGUAGAAGAAGCAUCUUCAGAGAAUGGUUUGAAACCGCCUGAGAAGGAGAGCACCAGCAAAGAAGGCACUAUAGAAUUGGCUCAAGAACUUGAUAAUAAGCGAAAGGCGUGGAAAGGCCUUGACCCUGUUGUUUUCUUGAGAGAUGAAGCAGUGAUCGACGGGAUCAAGACAUUCUACGGCAUCAGAGACGAAUCAUUUCCUCUGCACGGCCAUCUCGUGACCAGAAACAGUGACACGAGCAGCAAAGGCAGCGUGAAGAGGAUUUACUAUGUGUCGAGCUCGGUUAAACAUGUUCUUGAGCUUAAUUCUGCGGCUGAGCACAAGAUCAAGAUCGCAUCUGUUGGCCUGAAGAUGUUUGAGAAACAAUCGGCAAAAGAAUGUGAAGCCAAUUCUUGCUCAUUCCGGAUAACGUCAGAAGGAUUGCCAGUGAUCCUUCCUCACAUGACCAAGCAAAUACUCUACGCAACAAUGGUGGAUUUCAAGAACCUCCUGCAAUACAAAUCGAUCAAGUUCCAUGAUUUCGUGCUUCCAGAGUUUGGCCACAAGGCAGCAGAGCUAGCCCCGGGAUCUUGCGUGGUGGUUCUCGUCGACGGUAUUCAGAAGCUCGAGUCAGAAGCAGUGAGAGUGAAUUCGUCAACAAUAGCCAUUGGUUGCUGGAAGGGAAAGGCUAGCUUAACCGUUAUGGUCAAUGCUGUGGAUUGCCACCAACUUGUCCAGAGGCUUUCUGAUAGACAAAUGUCUAUGAACCUCACUACUUGA